Selaginella moellendorffii is the source of this 3206-nucleotide messenger RNA. RefSeq names its product G-type lectin S-receptor-like serine/threonine-protein kinase SD2-5. The record is from RefSeq and is a predicted model, not a curated record. NCBI's taxonomy places the organism in Eukaryota, Viridiplantae, Streptophyta, Lycopodiopsida, Selaginellales, Selaginellaceae. Gene Ontology annotation, molecular function: ATP binding; protein serine/threonine kinase activity. Gene Ontology annotation, biological process: protein phosphorylation. The transcript is spliced from 2 exons. The coding region runs from base 794 to 3175 and encodes 793 amino acids.
AUUGCCCCGAUUCGGGGGCGAUGGCUAUGGCGAUGGCGCGAUGGGGAUAAGCUUGGGAUUCGAUGUGGCAAUGGUGAGCCGACGAGAUACUGCCGUGAUCAUGCAAGGUAUGCUAGAGAGCUUUUGUUGUUCUGGCAUUGAUUCUAUUCCGUAAGGUGAAGUGUUUUAGGGCAAUGUGACUGGGAUAGUUCGCAAGGACAUUAGAGCGAUGAAAAUCCAUCACAAUAUCGUGGAGGGUGUUUAGAUGGAUUUUCAUCCUUCGGAUGUCUUUGUUUAGCUUUUCCAGCGGAUUUACUGUAAUUUGGAGCUUCGCACAAGCUUUGUUAUCAAGGCAUCUGCGAGGUAUGGUGAGGUACUUUGUAGAUUUGUGUGCCUGUUGGUACCAACAAUUUUAAUAGCUUUUUACUCUCUUGAGAAACAGCUACGUCUCUAUGUCUCACUCACGCACUCUUUUUGCCUGGUGAGCUGAGGAACUUGUGGCAAUUAUUAUAGCUGGAACUUACGUUUCCACUGGUUUUUGCGGGGAUCCCUAAUGCGUUUGGGUGCUUGAGAACUAUUUCUUUCCACAGACGAGGUAAGCAUAUAGAUCUUACAGUACUGAUGUCUUCUUUGGGACAGCUAACGAGCUCCACAUGCCAGGCCAAGUGGUACUUGCUGCGCUCAUUUACAUCCAAACUAUAUGCCUCGGUCGUGAAGAAAUAUUUCAUAGCGCGACUGAAGCACCGAUGCUCGUCCCUUGUCCGGGGGCGCCCGAAAGAAAGAAAGUAUCUGCUCAGCACGCUUUUCACGUCCCAUGGCGGAUCAAGGCGCAGCGCCCCUCAACUCGACAUGGAUACUCGACGGCUCCUCGUCGCGCAUUGUCCUCUCAGUGCCCGAUGCAAAGUUCCCAGUUUUCGCCGGCUUUCUCCCCACUUGCGACCACUGCCCCAGGCCCCGGUAUUACUUCUCGGUCUUCUUCCAGGAUCCGAGCUCCAACCAGAGCACGCAGGUUGUAUGGCGAGCAGGCCUCCCGAUUUCCGAAGGUGGUAUGCUCAGCUUGACCGCAGAUGGAAACUUGGUGCUAUACAGAGAUGGCCAUGCGAAGAGUCCAGUGUGGUCGACAGGCACCGCCAGGAAAGGAGUCCUAGAAAUGAGGCUAGACUAUACCGGCAACUUGCUGCUCAACAAGGCCAAAUAUGAUGGCACCGCCUGGCAGAGCUUCCGGAACCCGACCGACGCGCUGCUGCCGACGCAAAAUCUAGAGUCAGGAACGAGCAUGGUUUCUAACAGCGUCCAAGAGGCGGAGGGGUUCCAAGGCUACUUCACGCUCGAGGUGAGAGUCUCGGAAAUAGUGAUGACCGCCCAGGCGCCGGUGGCGCCUCAAAUCUACAAACUGUGGAGAAAUCCGAGUAGCCUCGACGUGGGUGACAUGUCUCUCGAGUCUGGCUGCCAGCUCAAGAUCUACACCACAGACGGGCAGCCCUGCUGGUCGACGCCAUCUUUUUGUAUCGACUCGACAACGCUGGAGGUGCUGAGGAUACACCCCGACGGGACAUUGCGCUAUGACAACCAGCCCGAAAAAGCCUCGGUGUAUCUCAACGCGUUGCUCUUCGAUGACGUAGAGGCUGUAAGCAUCGGGGCUUGCGGGAAGAAGAGCGUCUUCGACGUGGAAACCAGGAAGUGUGGCUGUCCGCUGCUACAAGGCGAGAGAUCAUACUUCCAGCAGCUUGAUCCGGCCGAUGCUUCCAAAGGGUGCCAGCCUUGGGAGCCGGAGGACCCGUGUGACGGACUGUAUAACUCGUCAAACCACGUCAUGCUCCAAGCGGCUGGCUUCUACAACUACGCGCCGCUGCGAUUCAUGGCAGCCAACGAGGGAGACUCGUGCGUGAGCUCCUGCUUGGAGGACUGCGCUUGCAAGGCGGCGUUUGUCUCUAGCAACUCGUCCGCGACGUGCUUCCGAGUGACCGAGUUCUACACGCUGCGCGGCAGCAGCUACAACACAACGCCGUCGUUCAAAGCGUUUCUCAAGGUUGAAAAGAAGAGACCAUCCGCUCCAGAGAUAAUCGUCAAGCCUCAAGUCAGACCCCCUACCGGCGGCUGGAGCUCCAACGUCCAAGCCAUCCUCAUUGGCGUCUUCAUGCUGCUCUUGGCGAUGGCGACGGCAAUGGUGACGUUCAUCACUUUCUACUGGAAGAGAGCUAGCGACGCUGUGGACCAGGGCCAGGCUUUGUCGUCCGAGCUACCUCGGCCCUUCUCGCUGCACGAGCUGGAGGUGGCGACCGAGAAGUUUAGCAGGGAGAUCGGGAGCGGGGGAUUCGGAUCGGUCUUCGAAGGUGUUCUUGCGGACGGGAGCCGGGUGGCCGUGAAGCGCGUGAGCGACUCCAAGCAAGUCCACAAGUUGUUUGAAGCCGAGGUGGUGGCCAUCAUCAGCAUCCACCACAAGAACUUGGUGCGGCUCCGGGGAUUUUGCUGCCCGAACUUGCUCGUCUACGAGUUCGUCGCCAAUGGUUCUCUCGACCGCUGGCUGUUUGAUGACGACAAGUUCCUGGACUGCGAUGCCAGAUACUCGAUCGCUCUCGACAUCGCUCGGGGACUGUCCUACCUCCACGACGGAUGCCGGACGAGGGUGCUACACUUGGACAUCAAGCCGCAGAACAUACUGCUGGACGAGAAAUUUCGAGCAAAGAUCUCCGACUUUGGGCUCUCGCGGCAAGGCGAGCUUCAAGCGGUGGACGAGAUGGUCAUCCGGGGGACUCCGGGAUACAUGGCUCCGGAGUGGCUCCACUUCCAGAUUAGUGACAAGCUCGACACUUACAGCUUUGGAGUGGUGGUGCUGGAGAUGGUCACUGGCAAGCCUGCGUGCUCUCCUUGCGGAUCGAAGUUCCUGGCUGGAGGAGUUCUUGAGAUGUCUCAAAAAAGGCCAGUAGUGGAGAUCAUGGACAAGAGGAUGAACUUUUCUUCACAAUGUUUCAAGAAGAUGGAGAAGCUGCUGAGAAUUGGAUUGUGGUGCGUCCAGAGUGAUCCCGGCCAGAGACCAUCGAUGGGAUAUGUCACGAAAAUGCUGGAGGGAUCCUUGGAAACAGUGGACGCUCCUCCAAUCCCUCCCAAAUCUCGCGCCGGGAAGGAGGAGGCAAUCGACAUGAGAUCGUGCUCUUUGAGUGACAUUGUGAGAGUUCAUGUAGAUCAACGGCUGUAAUUCAAAUGGGAAGCGCGCGCCAUAUUAUCGA